ACUUAAUCACAAUGGUGUUAAAGUUCACAUUACUAGUGGCACUAAACUAUAUUAUACAUUACACACCGGCGUCGCAAGCUCAAGCCAGCGUCUCAGGCUACAGCGACCAGCUUCCCCCAUUAGAGACUGACACUGAUCCGGGACCCCAAACGUGUGGCUUGGCACCUCCAUUCUGUCUUAAGUCCCGCUAUCGGACCAUUGAUGGUUCCUGCAAUAACCUGAUCAGACCAAAGUGGGGUAUCCCUCAGACUCCUUACGGGCGAUUGGUUCCCCACAAUUAUGCCGAUGGCGUACAUGAAAUGCCGCGGUCGACCACAGGUCGUCCCCUGCCGAACCCUCGCGCGAUCAGCCUCCGGUUGUACCCGGACAAGCAACUGGUCGAUCCUAUUUGGAACCUAAACGCCCAACAGUGGGGUCAGAUUAUUACCCAUGACAUGUCUCUUACGGAUUUUAGAAUUCCUCCAUCUCGGGUGAGGUGUUGUGAGACCAAUGGACGGCUCUCACCUAACUCAAACCCUCACACAAACCCUCAUUGCGCGACUAUUAUGGUUCCUCCUGAUGACCCUAUACAUGCGCCGCAGGGCACUCAGUGUAUGAACUUUGAAAGGACUGUCACCACUAGGGACAGAAGAUGUACCCCUCCAGGCGCUCCUGCUGAACAGUUGACAGUUGUGACCGCGUACAUGGAUUUGUCGCUGGUAUACGGCAGUAGCGAAGACCAAGCAGCUCCGAUCAGAGCUGGCAGUGGGGGCCGCCUAUUGACGGACCUGCGAAAUGAUCAGGAGUGGCCUCCUCAGCACCCCAACAUCACGCUCGCGUGCCAAUUGGCACAAACUCCGAACGAACGUUGCUAUCUGGUUGGUGACUUCCGAGCAAACCAGAACCCUCAGCUGACAGUGCUUCAUAUAGUGCUAGUGCGCGAGCAUAACCGCAUCGCAGACUAUCUAGCAGAGCUAAAUCCGCACUGGUCUGAUGAGAAGAUUUUCCAAGAGGCCCGCCGCAUCCAUAUCGCCGAAAUUCAACAUAUCAACUAUUAUGAACAUUUACCCAUUUUCCUUG
This is a messenger RNA of Hyposmocoma kahamanoa, 1059 nucleotides long. Its product is annotated as peroxidase-like. The transcript has 6 exons. The record is from RefSeq and is a predicted model, not a curated record. Gene Ontology annotation, biological process: response to oxidative stress. The annotation marks the transcript as partial. Lineage: Eukaryota; Metazoa; Arthropoda; Insecta; Lepidoptera; Cosmopterigidae. Gene Ontology annotation, molecular function: peroxidase activity; heme binding.